Messenger RNA from Scheffersomyces coipomensis, 1032 nucleotides. RefSeq lists its product as uncharacterized. The coding region runs from base 1 to 1032 and encodes 343 amino acids. The transcript has a single exon. The record is from RefSeq and is a predicted model, not a curated record. NCBI's taxonomy places the organism in Eukaryota, Fungi, Ascomycota, Pichiomycetes, Serinales, Debaryomycetaceae.
AUGAAUCAAGCGAGUACUGGUACUGGUACUGGUACUGGGACAGGUACAGCUAUAGGUGCUACUGAUGAUGAUCAUUUGGAUAUAUUUGCCGAUUUAGAUACUGAUUUGAUUGAGAUCUUUAGUCGUGGCCAACAAGGUCAAUUCUUUAGAGGUAUACCAUUAGAACAACAUAAUCAGCGAUUAGAUAAUUUGAAUGAUUAUUUGAUUGCUCGAGCUGAGAAUAGACAAUACUUAAGAUUAAGAGAACGGGAGUUGGAAUUACUUCAAGAACUACAAUUACAUCAACGAGGGUUAGGAUAUGGAUUUCAAUAUAUUUAUUUCAUUUGGUUAUUUGGUAUACUACCCAUACCUGCUCUUCAUUAUAAACAACUAUGGAGGAAAUACCGUCCUCAUAAUAUCAGAGCUCUCUUAAUGAAGUUUGUGGCUAGAACUCUUAUGAUAUUGGUUCGAGUGAUUCGAUUUAGUUCAUUUGUAUUGGCGUCAAGUGCUUAUUUACAUGGGAUUAUCCGGAAUUUAUUCAUUUUUAGUAAUUAUAUCACCUUUUCAGAAAAUUUUAUGAGAGACGUAUUAACUUAUGUACUUCAUGAUUCAACUUUAAUGUUAGAUCGUCAUUUUGAAGUUAUGAAACAUCAAGGAGAUAUUUUUUAUUUUACUGAUGAUCCAAAUUAUAAUAAAUUUCUGAUGUUUGAAAUCAUAGGUAAAUUAAUCAUAAAUUGGAUAUCAAGAUCAAUUCAAACUUCUUGUGUUAAAACAACUGUGGAUUGGGAAUGUACAGUUAUGGAUCAAAGUUUAAUAUUCAAAUUUUCUGAUGUUUUAAUCUCAUUCUUCCCAUCAUUACAACCAAGAUCAUUUUCUUUAAAGCUGGCUACAGUAGGAAUAUUUGUAUUAUAUGCUUUAAUUGGUGAUAUUAUUUGUGUUAAUAUCUUGGUAUUUUCAUUUUAUAAUAUUGGUACUAGAGUCUUAGGUUAUAAAUCAGUGAUGGGUAAUAUUGGAAGUAUUAUCUAUAAUACGUUAUUUAGUGAACUUUGUUAG